AAUUCGAUCCUAUGCAUUAUUUUUAUUUUUAUUUUUUUUUUUGAAUUGCCGCCUCCUUAGUCUCGUCUUGGAUGGCUUUUAUGAUGCACCGCUGAUGCGGUGUGAGGUAUAAUUUCCCUUCGACCGGCCUUACUGCGCGGCAAACCAACAUAUUUGACCAAAUAACCCCCUACCAAAAAUUCUGCGGUCACACCAUAUCACGAAAUUUCUAGAAAGAAAAUGUGAAAUCUUGCUAUAAAUGGACGCUCGCCCUUAUUUUCUUACCGCUUUUCACCUCUGGAACGUCACCAACCUUCAGCGUCCACCGCCCUCCAUCGCCAAUGGCAGCAACACCCGUCGAGGUCUGCGUCAAGGCCGCCGCCGGCGCUCCGGACAUCCUCGGCGACUGCCCUUUUAGCCAGAGGGUUCUUCUUACGCUGGAGGAGAAGAAGGUGCCCCACGAGAAGAAGCUGAUUAACGUCGAAAACAAGCCCGAUUGGUUCUUGACGAUCAGUCCCGAGGGGAAGGUGCCGGUGUUCAAGUGCGACGAUGACAAAUGGGUUCCCGAUUCGGAUGUCAUCACCCAGAUCAUCGAGGAGAAAUACCCCAACCCUUCUUUUGUUACUCCCCAGGAGUUCUCGUCGGUGGGAUCAAAAAUAUUCCCGUCUUUUGUCAAGUUCUUGAAAAGCAAGGAUCCCAAUGAUGGGUCGGAACAAGCAUUGCUUGAUGAAUUGCGUGCACUGGAUGAGCAUCUCAAAGCUCAUGGUCCAUAUGUUAAUGGUGAAAAUAUAUCUGCAGUUGACUUGAGCUUGGCACCUAAGUUGUUCCAUCUUGAGAUCGUCCUUGAUCAUUUUAAAGGAUGGAAGAUACCAGAAAAUUUGACAUAUGUUCAUGCUUACAUGAAGCUACUUUUCAAUCGGGAAUCAUUCAUAAAGACCAAGCCAGCAAAGGAGCACGUGAUCGCUGGAUGGGCACCCAAAGUUAAUGCUUGAUGCUUAAUGCUUAAUGCUUGAGUUUAGUGUGAAGUCGGUUAGGUCAGUGCUGUCGGAGCCCUGGUGCAAUAAAUAGCCUCUUGCUUUAACUGGGUUUAAGCAUUUGCCGCUGUUAUGCUUUUGCUACCUUAUACCAUGGCUUGAAAUAAUAAAUAUUUCUCAUAUGAGUUAAGGACCAAUGCAAUAGUGUUUGUCUGCUUCCAUGUUA
Messenger RNA from Elaeis guineensis (African oil palm), 1179 nucleotides. Its product is annotated as probable glutathione S-transferase DHAR1, cytosolic. Lineage: Eukaryota; Viridiplantae; Streptophyta; Magnoliopsida; Arecales; Arecaceae. The record is from RefSeq and is a predicted model, not a curated record. Gene Ontology annotation, molecular function: glutathione dehydrogenase (ascorbate) activity. Gene Ontology annotation, biological process: ascorbate glutathione cycle; cellular oxidant detoxification; protein glutathionylation.